AUGGACCUGAGCGCGGCCGCCGCGCUGUGCCUCUGGCUGCUGAGCGCCUGCCGCCCUCGCGACGGGCUCGAAGCGGCCGCCGUGCUGCGAGCGGCGGGGGCAGGGACGGCCGGGAGUCCCGGGGGCGGCGGCGGUGUCGGCGGGCGGACUCUCGCCACGACUGCGGGCGCCUCCGCUGCCCCGGCCGCCGCGGCUCCCGGGGCCCGGGCUGCGCGACGCGCUGCCGGCUCCGGCUUCAGGAACGGCUCGGUGGUGCCGCACCAGUUCAUGAUGUCGCUUUACCGGAGCCUGUCCGGGAGGGCUCCGGCCGGGGCAGCCUCCGCCUCCACCUCGGGCUCUGGCCGCCACGGCCGCGCGGACACAAUCACCGGCUUCGCAGACCAGGCGACCCAAGACGAAUCGGCGGCCCAGACCGGCCAGAGCUUCCUAUUCGACGUGUCCAGCCUUUCCGACGCCGACGAGGUGGUGGGCGCGGAGCUGCGCGUGCUGCGCCGCGAGUCUCCGGAGCUGGGCUCCGGCGGCGCAACUCUGCCGCCGCUGCUGCUGCUGUCCACGUGCCCCGGGGCGGCCCGCGCGCCGCGCCUGCUGCACUCGCGAGCCGCCGAGCCCCUGGACGGCGCGCGCUGGGAGGUGUUCGACGUGGCGGACGCAGUGCGGCGCCACCGCCGGGAGCCGCGCGCCACCCGCGCUUUCUGCCUCUUGCUGCGCGGAAUGGCCGAGCCGGCGAGGGGCCCGCUGGCACUCCAGCUGCUGGGCUUCGGCUCGCGGGGUGGAGGCGGCGCCGCGGCGGAAGAGCGCGCGCUGCUCGUCGUCUCCUCCCGCACGCAGAGGAAGGAGAGCCUGUUCCGGGAUAUCCGAGCUCAGGCCCGCGAGCUCGGGCCCCCGCUGGCCGCGGAGCCACCGCCCGACCCGGGACCCGGCACCCGCUCGCCGAAAGCGGUCAUCGGCGGUCGCAGGCGGCGGCGGACAGCGCUGGCUGGGACGCGGGCGGCGCAGGGCAGCGGCGGGGGCGCGGGCCGGGGCCACGGGCGCAGGGGUCGGAGCCGCUGCAGCCGGAAGCCGCUGCACGUGGACUUCAAGGAGCUGGGCUGGGACGACUGGAUCAUCGCGCCGCUGGACUACGAGGCGUACCACUGCGAGGGCGUUUGCGACUUCCCGCUGCGCUCGCACCUUGAGCCCACCAACCACGCCAUCAUUCAGACGCUGCUCAACUCCAUGGCGCCCGACGCGGCGCCCGCCUCCUGCUGCGUGCCCGCGCGCCUCAGCCCCAUCAGCAUCCUCUACAUCGACGCCGCCAACAACGUGGUGUACAAGCAGUACGAGGACAUGGUGGUGGAGGCGUGCGGCUGCAGGUAGCAGGCGGGCCAGGCCGGGCCAGGGAACCGGCAGCCGAGGACCCCUUGCUGAAGAGCAGCAGUGGGCCAGGCCUGUCGUCGCCAAGCGUGGAUGUGCGUCGGGCUGUGGCCCCGCGCACGCACGGAAGAGGGAGAGCACACGUUCGCACUCACACCCACACGUUCACUCAUGCACACAUUUUCCGUGGAAGCGUCCGAAAGACCUGGGAAGAGAUGACCUGCCGCUACUGAAUGUCACAGCCAUGUAUAGUCUGCCAACAGAUCACCACUGCGCCCUCUGCCCCCUUUUGGGGAGAUGAUGGUGUUUGUGUUAAUGUUAGAAUAACAGGCACUAAAUCAGGUAGAAACAGGUUAGGGAAUUGGGGGCUCCAGAAUGGGUGAACUAAAGAGGUACUUGCUUUUUUCUUUCUGGCCGAGUGUGGGGCCUGGCCGGCUGGGUGGCUGAGUUCCCUGUGUUGCACCUGGGUCCGACUGAAGGGCUGCUGUGCCCUUUCUGAGGGUUCACGUCACACCGAGGUCACUUACUCUGGGAAGGAGUUGCUCCUACAGGCCUUCCCUCUUUUCUUUAACUUUUAAAAUCUAACGUGCUCCCUCCGUUUUGAGAAGGAACAUUUGUCUGAAAGAAUGCUUUGUGGAGCUUCCCAGAUCUCUGCAAAGAUCAGCAUCACCCUUUUUUUUUAUCAGUUCCGAUUGGGAAUGAUCUAGAAAUUGGAGAAAAUAUUUUUCUUUUGGGGGGAAGCGAAAUGGAGAGGCUUUAAACUGUGAGUCUGAGCUGAUGGGAAAUUGGGGGCUGGGUAGCAUCUGCCAGGUUCUGAAGCUCAUAAGCUGGGCAGCCCCAGGUGGUGGCAGUGCCUUGGGGGCAUGCAGGAGGAAGCUAGUGCAAUGGCUGGGAAUGGGGAGAGGGGGGCAGCUAUGGCUUUUUCCAGAGAUCUGCCAGGAAGUUUUCCUAAGGAGCUGGCGAAGCCCUCUUUCUCAGGGCUUGAAAGAGGCAGGGAGGUGUCCCGGGGCCGGCUCUUGCAGAGGACUCAGGCUUCUCUGCCAGGUAGGCACAGCCCCUCCAAAUGGCAUACUGAGUGAGCCCACGUGUGCUUGUGCUUAGCUAUCAAGUUUGUGUCAGCUGUUACAUGCUUUCACUGUGUUGUUGCUGUAGUUUUGGCAGUGUGAUAAUGGGAAGUGAAGCCACACAAAAGUGCUUUUGUGAGCAGAGCAGCAGGAAGAUCUGCCCCUCCCCUCUUGCUCUGUGAAGGGGCAUUUGCAGCUUGGCUGCUGUGACCCCUUCAGAAGGGCUGGGCCUUGGUGUGCAGGAGCCGAGGUGGAAGCCUGACCCCGAGUCCCGGUAUGUUGUCCCAGAGAGUCUUGUUGAUGGUAGGAUUGCCUGUCCAUGUAAAAGGGAGGUCGAACAUGCCAGCCUUCGUUGUUUUAUUUGGUUCAUUUCUGCCUGGGAGCCCUUUGUGGCCUUGUGUAAAUGGUUGGGAGGAGGAAGUUGGAUUCCACCUGUCUGGGGCUCUGAGGGCUUCUUUGAAAGACCCUGCAGUCCCUGUGGGUGCUCCUGGUUAAGGCUGUGCCAGGCUUUCUCCUUCAGAUCCCCUAGAGGCAGGCAUCCCCCUCUUCUUGUCUUGGAUGCUAAGGUCCAGGACGACUUAUACAAAUUUUAAUUCUCAGUGAUUACACUCUUGAGAGAGAAAUAUGAUUUAGAUCAGGGCCCCACCUGAGUCCUUUUUAUGCUAUAAAAUUCUCCCACAGGAAAAGAAAACACAUUUAUAAUUUGAAUUUAUAUGCUGUGGUGAUGUGAGUAGCUGUAAAUACCAGAAAAUGCAACAGUCUCUUCAGGUUAAAACAAAAAAAGUCCAGAACUGGCUGCUCUGGUGCACGUCCAUCCAGUGUCAGUCACUGGACAAGGAUGGUCCUGUUCCAUUCGUGGAUCUUGCCAGAGAAGCCUCACUCGGCUUUUCUGAACUAUGAUUCUAAUAUUAGAAUUAGAAUUAAUUCUAAUUAAUGCAUGGUGAUUGCUCUGAUACCUGUCACCAUGAAGAAUUUAAAAAAUGGCACUAAAGUAUUAAAAGUUGUAGUAUUAGAAGUUUUAGAAAAGGAGUUAAUGAAAAACUAUAGCUAAAUAUUAUUUUGUGAAAGUUCUAGGGUAUUUAAUAUCUUUGGACAAAAGCAAAUAUUUUGAUACUUUUUCAGUGACUAAGAAAAACAGGUUUUUGGAAAGAAAUGUCUUGAGUUACCCUGAGCUUUUCAUGGCAGGAAAAAAAUGUCCAUUUUCUGUUUUCUCCUGAUGACCUCCUCCUUCUACCAAGGUGUGUUGGAACUGACGUAGGAAGUAGGAUGCAGCUGGGGGGUAUUGUUCUCAGCCAGUGACGUUUCCUUCCAUGGCCCGAUGCCCUCAGUGUGUUCUUUGUUUACCAAAUAAAAGGACUGCCUCCUGGAUUUCCUCUGGAGCUGCGUGUACCACCAGGGACCACCAGUGCCCUGCUCCUACUCUGCCCAGCCGUCUGGCAUCUCAGAGUUAAAAGUAGGUGAAUGGAGAGGAUGUGUUUCACUUGUAAAAAUGACAGCAAAAGGGCCACCACCAGUGGAGGCAGACAGGUUUUUGCUGCUAUCACGUGGUUCGACUAGCUUUACCAAGAUGUAGAGCAAAGGAUUCUGCCAGCACGGUUGGUAGUGUCCUGCACUGCCUGCCUGUCUUCUAGGCAGUGGGGAGCAGGGCCGAAUCACACAGCUGGAAUCUCCAGUCCCCACCGAUGGUAGAGCUGGCUGCUGACAAGCAGGGUAAAGUGUGUCAGGACUGUGAGUGAAGGCAGCUCUCCCCCGAGACCCCCACCUGGGGUCACCAAAGCAUUCCUCCUGAAGUAAAUCGAAUUUUCCAUUUUGUUGGGGGAGAAUCGUGCACUACUAGUUGAGAUCAUUUCAAUCACUCUCUCUGCUGGAGGGGAGGGUUUGGCAUCCCUGCUUGGGGAGCACAGGGCAGGUCAGCUAGGGCCCAGGGGGCUGGUGCUGGGUCUGCCAAACACCAAGACUGACGGGUCACUGCUGCUGGAAGGCAGACUUCCGUAUUAAGGGAGACCCCUAUGCUGGCAGGUGGCCACGUCCACUGAUGCCCAAAUGCCUGCCUGGUUGAAUUCUGGCUUUCCAAGCAGCGGGGCUGGUCCUCUGGAGGGGGUGGCAGGCUUCGUCAUCUUAGCUUGGGCACACAGGCUUGAGUUGCCAUUCGUUACGCACGUGAUCCCCUUAGACCCACUGUCCUGGCACUUUAUUGCUAAAGCGUCAGGGGAAAGAGAGGAGGUGUGGAUGGUGUGAUCGUUGAGUCAAACCCAUGAACCCCACAGCAGUGACUUCUCCCCUGCGGCUGUGGAGGUGUCAGCGGGAGCAGGGACCUUGCUAUCAGUGCUCAGGAGAGUAGUGACCACCCUGUGGAUGUAAUCGGAGUGUAACUCAAAUCCUACAAGUCAGAUAGUGUGUGCAAUUUCAUUCAAACUCAUGGCAGAAAAUAACCAGGGACUGUAGGCUGAUUUUCUUUUUAAAGCAGGGAGAAAAAUUGAAUUCUUUCCAAGAGCAGCUUGUGCACAGAAAAAGUCAGACUCUUCCCUUGCUUGAAUCUGGUCUCCAGAAAACCCAGGGAGAGGAAUAGAACGCACUACAGCUGUCUCUGGGCCACAGACGUCAUCGCGGGCCUUGCUGAUUCUCCUGAGAGCAUGUCUUGAGGGAUACAGAGCCUUCCCCAGGCCUGGAAAGCAGGGCCCUCUCAGUGGGCUGCGGGCCAGGGGGCCUCAAGUGGGAUACCAGGUGGGCUGGGAGGACCGAGGCUCUGGAAAGCAGCCGUCUGUCAGAGGGAGCGAAGGACCUGCGUUGUCCCCUCAGAGGGUGUCUGGACUGGGAAGGAAAGAGAGGAAGCAGACGAGUGAAUCCCGCAGUUAGAAACAUUGGGAGGGAGUGGGAGGUAACUAGAACCCUCUGAAGUGUGCCUGAGCAGCGCCAGAGUCUGAGUCCUCUCUGGGCUUCUGCGUGCCAGGAGGGAACUGCCCCCCAGCAUGGCCUGCUGCCUACCCGCAGGGAGGCUGCUUGGGCGCCAGGCUGAGCAGGGUGUCUUCUGAGCUGCAUAUGCAAAUAAUGGGCAUCCCCUCCCUGCCUGGAGCUGCAAUAUCUGCCCCGGGAAAAGGGGGAGCUCUCCAGGCCCAUGGUUCAGGGAUUCUACUUUGUCCAAAAAGCCCACUCACAUAGUGCAAAGGCAGAGCAAAUGUGACUGCUCCUGGAAAGGUUCCCUCUGAUCCCAGUGCCAGAGCCACCUCUCACAAGUGUUGUUGCUCUUGCUUGUGUGUGUGCCUGUGAGUCCAUUAUACUCUUGGCCUCUGCUGGUGCUUCGGGGAUGUUGCUUCAAUUUCCACCUGGGGCAAGGCAGGUGCGGGGGAGGCCAGGAUCUCGGGGUUAGUGCUCAGCUCACCAAAGCCACGACCUUUCCUGUGUCCCAGCUGAGGGGCACUGCCAGCCCAGCCCAAGUUCCCCCUGUGCUCACACAGGGGUCGGUAGGGCCACACUCAGGCUGGGAUUAUUCUGUGACAAGUCCUGGGAAGGCUCUCGCCUGCUGCUGGUGCCUCUGUGGGAGCAGCAGAGGAAAGAAAAGGCUGUGCCUUGUUGGCAGCCCAGACAGGGACUGGGACUGUCCCAGAGUCCCUGGACAAGGCAAGCAAGCCUGUCUAAGGGUGGCCUGCUCCACCAGGUCCUCAGCAGUCCCACCGCCCCCUCAGCCACCUCAUCGCCACGCCCGCAUCUGGUCCAGCUUGCCGGGGGAGUGACCCAGGGGCAGGGAUCAAAAGAGCUUCUCUUUCUCUCCUUUUUUUUUUUUACUGAGGAAGAUUCGCCCUGAGCUAAGAUGUGUUGCCAGUCUUCCUCUACUUUGUAUGUCAGUCGCCGCCACAGCAUGGUUGACAAGUGGUGUAGGUUCGUGCCUGGGAUCCGAACCUGCAAACCCAGGCCGCCGAAGCAGAGCAUGUCGAACUUUAACCACUCAGCCACAGGGCCGGCCCCAUUUCUCUUUUUUCAAUGGCCUGGAAAAUGGUGGCAGAGUUUAACAUUAAGAAACACUAAAAGGGAGGAGUCAAAAGAUGUUAUUGCUAAUUUUUCAGACAGCUCGGCCUUUUGCACCUGGAGCCUUCUGGCCAUUUAGGCUGGAGCAGCCUUCCUCCCUUUGUGCCUUUCUGGACUUUAAUCUUGCCCAGAGCUUAGAACUGUACAAACAGUUAAAUGCCAGUGAGGAUCUAGGUGAGAGAAGCCUGUUCUUUUCAGGAGGGCCACACUUCCAGUGUGUGGAGAGUCCCCUACGUGGACGUAGCUGCAGGGAGAGGUUGCAAGUUGGUUUAGGAAAUUGGUGGGGGUACUGAGGGCUUGACAUUUGCUGCGUGGGCUCUGGUCAUUCGUUCAGGGAUGCUCUCUGCUUAUGAUGUUCACGCACCCAGCCUCACCAGAGCCUGGCUUCCUCCCACCCACCCUGCAGUCACCGGUGUGGAUGCUGUGCUUAAAGCGGGCCUGGGACUUGGCCACAGGCCUUCUGGCUGGGCAGAGUUAGGUUGGUGCUUCACGGUGACAGCAGUUACAGCUGAGCAUCCCAGGAAGGGUGGAGUUGAAGAGUGUGAGGUCAUUGAAAAAUUGCUCUGCAUUUCAAGUCAUGCUUAUAGUUGUUGAAAAGUACAAAUACAGCCUCCGAGCAGCACAACCAGCGGGCGGUGGUCCUCUUCCCUCGCCUGUGCAGACCUCCCAGGAGCAGUCUUGUGGGCCCCUUCUAGCAUCUGUGUGAGUGUGUGCAUCUGUGCUGGCAAAAGAAAGGACUGGUUUCUCUCACACACAUCCCCCUACAAUGGCAAGAGGGCUGCAGUGUUCGUGGAAACAUCCCGAGAGAGGUGUUUCUGUGGUCCGGUGAGUCUGCUGGCAGGCAGCUCAGUGUGCUGCUGUGUGAAGCACGGUUUCCACUCUUUUUUGCCUGAUGAACAACUUCUGCUAGUGUAGAAACUCUUCAUUCCAGAGAGGGUCAGCUGAGAGAAGGUAGUACAAAAACUUUUUAUCCUUUUUCUCAGUCAGUAACAGGAUGCUGAAAUAAGUUGUCUAGAAAAACAAGGAAAAGCUUCUGACGGUCAAGUCCCAGCCAUCUUUAGGCCAGCUGCUUUGCUUCUGCACGUCAAUUUCACUACCUUUUGAGCUGUUGGCACACAGGCGCAUGGUGCGGUUGUGGCUGGAGACCUGGCCAGGCAGGAGGUGGUAAGUGGCUGCCGUCGUCUUUGCCGAAUCAUCUCUGCUGCUCCAUCUGAACAGCAUUGGCAACAACCAUAUCCAGUUACUGCAUCUAGAGGCAGGGGUGAGAUGCCUGU
Messenger RNA from Diceros bicornis minor, 7714 nucleotides. It is a transcript of the gene GDF7, whose product is annotated as growth differentiation factor 7. Gene Ontology annotation, biological process: SMAD protein signal transduction; BMP signaling pathway. Lineage: Eukaryota; Metazoa; Chordata; Mammalia; Perissodactyla; Rhinocerotidae. The record is from RefSeq and is a predicted model, not a curated record. Gene Ontology annotation, molecular function: growth factor activity; cytokine activity. The transcript is spliced from 2 exons. Gene Ontology annotation, cellular component: extracellular region. The coding region runs from base 1 to 1356 and encodes 451 amino acids.